UGAGGAGGCAGUGAGAAUAGAGAAUAGAAGAGCCAGAACAGCCCUAAGAUAGGACAUCAUGAAGCUGCACGCUGCCCUCCUGCUGAUCUGCCUGUUCAGAGCAAGCCUUCCUUUGCCUGUACUUAUUGCCAGCAAUAGCAAUGAGAUUCUGAGACUCAAUGGAUUAACUCUUGCGGCUCUUGGACAAGCCCAGGCGUCAUCCCUUUUACCCCAACUUGUUCUGCAGCAGCCCGAUUUGUUGCUGACCCCUCAGAUGGUGAAUUUCAACCCUCAGUUAGCAGGUCCCUUUGGCCCCCAGGGGCCACAGCUGCUGCUCCCCAACCAGGGCGGGCAGGUCACGUCCGUGCUCCUUCCCAACGGUCAGCAGGAGCAACUCGGACCUCAGCAGGAUCCCAAUAAUCCCAACAUACCUCAGCAAGCCCAGAACCCAAUGCAGAUGUAUCCAUCGUAUCAGUACCCAUCUUUUGGGUUUCCCCACCUUCCCAGGCAGCAGGGCUUUCGCUAUUUUGUUCCAUCAUACGGUUAUCCACAGCAGAGGAAUCCUGCCAUGCUGCAGCCUAACAAUGGACAGCAGAACCUGGACAGAACCACCCAGAGACCUCAGCUCCCUCUGCAGCAGGGCUCCAAGCCAAAGCUACAGACUGAAAGGACAAUGCCUGCUGGGACACAGAAAGAGUCCUCUACAGUUCCUCCUGAUCCUCGUGGUGACGCAACUGGUCCUGGGACUGAUGAGGGCAACGUCAACUUCCCCUUCCUGUUUGAGCCAUAAAAGACACCUGCAAAACAAGUGCUGCCACUGAAGCAUAGAUCAAUUGCUAAAACCUGACUGAGACUGACUGAAAUCUGCUCCACGCUUUUAUUAUAUAUAAUAAAGAAUGUCAUCAAAAGA
Molecule: messenger RNA, 889 nt
Organism: Oryzias melastigma (Indian medaka)
Lineage: Eukaryota; Metazoa; Chordata; Actinopteri; Beloniformes; Adrianichthyidae
Gene: odam
Product: odontogenic, ameloblast associated
Exons: 10
Coding region: 59-769 (236 amino acids)
Source: RefSeq, a predicted model, not a curated record